AUGGCAAGCAUUCAGGAGGCAAUCGGAGGACCGCAGGUCCCAGAAAUCUACGGAAACGAGUGGAAGCUGCGGAUCAUCUGUUGGUUCCGAGGGGAGCAACAGCACAAAGAUCCUGUUGAUAGGGCAUGUGAUAAGCUAUGGGAAAAUGACAGGCUGGAAGAGCAGCAGAAAAAGCAGCGCCAGAUCGAGCAGGAAGCGGUCGACAAACUCAAUGAGGUUAUCAAGAUCUGUGAGAAUAUGCUGGAUAACCCUCCCGAGGAUGAAGAGGCUUUAGCCAAUGAGGUGGAGCGCUGCGAUAAUUUCAUCAGCCAGGUAUCUGCUAUUGAGAACCCAAGCACGGGGGAAGUUAAAACGACACUCCCUCUCCGGAUCGGCGACAUUGGCCGCCUCGAUAUCGGCUACAGCCCCUUCUAUAUCGUUCGCCAGAUUCCCACUUCUCUUUCGGACGCGCAAGCAGUAUGCGGUAUUGCAUCUAUGGCGCUGGCAUCGGUUGACGAUUUGCGAGAGCCGCAGGAAUAUCAUCUCUACACCCAGCGGAUCUACACUUAG
This is a messenger RNA of Hirsutella rhossiliensis, 549 nucleotides long. RefSeq lists its product as uncharacterized. Lineage: Eukaryota; Fungi; Ascomycota; Sordariomycetes; Hypocreales; Ophiocordycipitaceae. The transcript is spliced from 2 exons. The record is from RefSeq and is a predicted model, not a curated record. Bases 1 to 549 code for a protein of 182 amino acids.